UUUUUUUUCUGUUAUUAUGAUCUCGACUGUACAAUAAUUCAAAACAACUAUUAGACCCAAAAAUCUUGUUUAAAUAAAAUUUAGCAUCCUUCUCAGAAAAUACAACAAAGAAGUCUAUGUUCAAUUGUUAACACUUAAAUGCCAGGAAACCCGUAUCUUUAACUCAAUCUUUACAGCAUUUUCAUAUUCUUAAUGCACCUUUAAGAUUAGUUUUAUUCUUUUAAAAAUAGCCAUUAUACGAGACGACAUAGAGUCUAAAAUGCUUCGGAAGGUGAAACAAUGACGUCAAACGUAAGAACCAAAAUGGCGACAUCAGUACUCCAACCAGAAUCGCGACGCGAACACGAACCGAAGGCGGAAAUAACCGAGUCCCCCCGACUGACCGAUGAUGAGCGCAUGGCGAUCCUCGAAGCGAAAGAGAGGGAGACAGGCGAGCUGCCUGCGGAACUGAGGGAAAGAGCUAGAUUGGAGCUGAGGGAAGAACCGGCGAUAAGGGAGCACGCUUUGGCGCAGAUGAGGCAUUUUAUUGAAAAACAUCCGGCUAUCAAAAAAUCUAGGACAGACGCGCCAUUCCUCCUGCGUUUCCUCCGCACCAAGAAGUACUCCGUCCCGCAAGCCUGCGCCAUGCUGGAACGCUACCUGACGCUGCGUCAGGUCCAUCCUCACUGGUUCCAGAAGCUAGACCCACUAGACCCUAAAAUAGCGGCCGUGAUUGACGCCGGGUAUCUCGUUCCGCUGCCGAAAAGAGACGCCGAGGGCAGAAGAGUCGUGUUAUCUUGCAUGGGCCGCUUCGACCCUCACGUAUACGAUAGCUGCGUCAUGGCGCGCGUCCACUCCAUGAUAGUGGAGAUGCUGCUGGACGAGCCCCGGAGCCAACUCCUGGGCUACACCCACGUGAACGAUGAAGCUGGCAUGCAGAUGCCGCACGUUAGCUUAUGGUCCUUCAACGAUGUGCGGACCAUGCUUAACUGUAUCCAGAAUUCAACACCGAUGCGCCACAAGUGUACUCAUUUUGUCAACGUGCCUCACUACGGAGCCAAGUUCUUCGAAUUCGCCGUAUCACUGCUCAGUGAUAAACUAAAGGACCGGGUUAUGUUUCAUCGCACCACCCAAGACCUGAAUAAGCACGUUGAUCCCGCUAUUUUACCCAAAGAAUACGGUGGCACGGUCCCUCUACGCGACAUGAUCGAAGAGUUGAAACGCAAACUUCUUAAACAUAGGGAAGAAUUACUUGCACUGGACGAAAUGUGUGUCGAUGUAAACGCUCUUGAGAAGAAUGAUAUUACUCAAGAUAUUCAUUCCACAGCUGGAUCAUUCAGAAAACUUGAAUUGGAUUAAUAUAUUAAGACCUCUUACUAUCUCUGGAAUUUCGGCUUAGUUUUUAUUUCAUUAUUAUAAUUCGUGACAUUCCACUCUUUUGUUAUUAUGGAUUUAAUUUUUAAGUAUAUUAUAGUAAUAUGAGCUGGCAAAUAAUUCUAAGCUUUCCAAUAGUUUUACAGACUUCAUAUUAUAAUCAUAGAUCUCAAUGGCUUCCCCUUCUAAUUAAGGAACGGGUUCUAUGCAAUUAUUUCAGAUUUAUGAAGGUUUUAAAAGACAAUUGCUUGGAUAAAUAUAGUCUGAAAAGCCAAUUUGUCAGUAGAAAAGGCACGUUAUCAAAAUUUUUAUUUAGGAGACCGAAACUUCAUGCCUAAUUUUUUUAGAAUUUGUAACCUUUUUUACUAAUGAAAUUAGUUUUCCUGACUAUAGUGAUACAUAUAAUAUACUUAUAAGAGGAAUAAUUGCAUUAACCUAGCACUAAUUAAGUAACUAUAAUAUUGACCUAGUGGCAGCCGUCGGUGGUGUCACGUUACCAUUCUGACCUUGCUGGGUUUGUAAAUCUCUCAUAACUGAUUGAUUAUGUAUGUGACCUAUGGGGACUGGAAUUUUUGUAAUUGUAAAGACAACCGAUUGAUACUUGUUGAGCUUGGAGUAUUGCGGGCUUCUGAUAAUGUAAACCCCAAAACUUGAAAUCACAGCUGUAUUCUAUACUUAAUUGUUCAUGACCUUGUUGAAGUUUUAGUUUAUUUUUGCAUGCUAAGUAAAAUACUGUUAUUAAUGCUUAAGAAUUAAAAGUACUUCGUAUU
Molecule: messenger RNA, 2123 nt
Organism: Cydia pomonella (codling moth)
Lineage: Eukaryota; Metazoa; Arthropoda; Insecta; Lepidoptera; Tortricidae
Product: clavesin-2-like
Exons: 6
Coding region: 280-1338 (352 amino acids)
Cellular component (GO): membrane
Molecular function (GO): phosphatidylinositol bisphosphate binding
Source: RefSeq, a predicted model, not a curated record